Molecule: messenger RNA, 3185 nt
Organism: Periconia digitata
Lineage: Eukaryota; Fungi; Ascomycota; Dothideomycetes; Pleosporales; Periconiaceae
Source: the annotation of a GenBank genome assembly
CCUAACGGUUGCUUGUACCUACUGCACUGGACGUCGUGCUGCCGGAAGCCCGCCCUGCGAGGCACACACCCCGCCUACCGCCCAUCAUCAUCCUCUUUCCCGCUUGCUUGCUGCUUCUGUCCACUCACUCACCCACCCACUUCACCCACCCACCGUUUCGUCCCAUCCAUUCCAUACCUCAUACAUGAUUGCAAACCGAUAGCCAGCGGACAGACAGGCAGACAUACAUACCAACAGACAGACGGACAGACAGACUUCACUCUGCAGGCCACGCACGCACGCACACACGCAUCCCGCAUCCCACAUAUCCCACAUCCCGGCCACACGCCCGCUCGUCCAAUACACACUCUCUUCUCUGUACCCCCAGAGCCUAUAGAGCCGCCUGCCCUGCCCUGGCCUGUCCUGUCCUGCCUGCUUGCCUGCCUGACUGCCCGCCUACACCUUUUGCUUUUGUGCCCGUCACCACUCGCUGCUGCUGCUGCUGCUGCGCUGUGUAAUCCACUCCCUACGCGCCGCCGCACCCUCUCCUGCUGCUGCUGCUGCUGUCUCCCCGUCCAUCCCAUCCGCCCGCUAUGGAGCAACAACCCCAACCUCACCACCUCGCGCCCCAGUCAGCACGCAAGUUGCUCAAGAAGUCAAAGGGCCCGCCAAUCAGCUUCGAAACCCGUCAACCUCAACACACCAGCCUGCGUCGCGCCCCGAGUGCUCCCUCUCACCCAAGCUUCCAACCCUCCGCCCCUGCUGCUCCCCACCGCGCUCCUUCGCUGCGACACUCUCCCUCGGCCGGCUUCAACCCUUCGCAAUCCUCGUCCAACUCCCUGCGCACCACCCCCGAGCUGGUCGGCCAGCCCUUCGACGUCGCCGCCAUACAAGAGAGCAUCAACAAGGCCAAAGCAUACCAGUCCAACGCCAACAACAACUUCGUGCCCACCACCGCCGCUGCCGCUGCCACUCGCCCCAUCCUGCAGCACUCGUCCACCGACAUCCCCACCCGUCAGAAGGGUCUGCGAGCCAGUGCUUCCUUCACCGCCCUCGCCCAGCGCAGCAAGAUGGAUACCCCACCACGCUCCGACGGCGGCACUCCUCGCCAGCGCUAUUCCGACGAGCACGAAACCACCAGCAAAGCCUCCAAGCGCAAAUCCGAUGGCGGCAAGAAGAAGGGCACCUUUUCCAGCCUCUUCUCCGGCUUCUCCUCACCGCGUCGGCCCACCAUCUCCACCCCCACUAACCCAAUGCACGUCACCCACGUCGCCAUAGACAACGUGACGGGUGAAUUCACCGGCCUGCCAAGGGAAUGGCAGCGUAUGCUGCAGCAGAACGGCAUCACCGAGCAAGAGCAGAAGCAGCACCCCCAGGCCGCCGUCGAUGUCGUGACUUUCUACAAGGACACAGCCGAGAAGGACAGCGACGAUGCCAUUUGGGACAAGAUGGGCCCCACCCACCCUCAAGCGUACGCAUACCAAGCAAAUGUGACUCCGGGCUAUGGUACCAUCCAGCCGCUCUUGAGCCCGCCCCAGAGCCCCCGCUUCCCCCGUUCGCAGGACCAGGACAGCUUCGAGAACCCCCGUGCUCCUCCUCCAAUCCCUCGGGGUGGCCUCACUUCUCCCGGCUUGACCUCGCCCGCCGCCUCGCCCCAGAUCAACGGUGCGCUGAUACCGAAUCGGCCCGCUCCAAAGCCUCCAGCAGCCUCCUCUGGCCCACCAUCUGCCCGCCCAGUCCAGCCUGCUCCCAGCCCGGCUAUCUCUCAACAUCCUACCCUCAGUCCGCGCCAGGACGAACAUGCUGCUCAAGUCGCCUAUGCUCCUCCUCUGGCCACAGAUGGAUUGUCUUCGGCUCCGCGCAGUCGUGCCAACACCGGUGGCACCCCGCCUCGCUUCGACUCGCCAGCCAGCGCGACCCCCAUGUCCCCUGCUCAGCAAUACCAGCAGCAACAGGCCCAGGCGAUUGCAGCAGCUCAGCAGUCCAUGAAGCCCCAACUGGCCAGGACCACCAGCCAAACCACAGCGCAACCCCAGCAGGUCCAGCUUCCCCCCCCCACUUCUGUGCCGUCACAAGCAGCGCAGCCGUCGCCGCAGCAGCAAUUCGCACAGCAAUCUGACCCGCAAAACAUCCCACUGCCCUCGCAACAACCUCGCGUGGGACCUGCGCCCCCUGGACCUCGCGCCCGCCAGAGGCCGAGGCAAAGCCAGGGCCCGGAUAUCGUUGCUAAACUCAACGCAAUCUGCACCAACGCGGAUCCCAACACGAGAUAUCGCAACUUGAACAAGAUUGGGCAGGGUGCCUCGGGAGGCGUGUUUUCUGCAUACGAAAUCAGUACCAACAAGUGCGUGGCCAUCAAACAGAUGAAUCUGGAGCAGCAGCCCAAGAAGGAUUUGAUCAUCAACGAAAUUUUGGUCAUGAAGGACAGCAGACACAAGAAUAUCGUCAAUUUCAUGGACAGUUUUCUGGUUCGAGGUGACUUGUGGGUGGUCAUGGAGUACAUGGAAGGAGGUAGCUUGACUGAUGUCGUCACUUUCAACAUCAUGUCUGAAGGGCAGAUAGCUGCCGUCUGUCGCGAGACUCUCAAUGGCUUGCAACAUUUGCACUCCAAGGGCGUUAUCCAUCGUGACAUCAAAUCCGAUAACAUUCUCCUCUCCUCGGAAGGCAACAUCAAGCUGACCGAUUUCGGCUUCUGCGCUCAAAUCAAUGAGAGCCACAACAAGCGAACAACCAUGGUAGGUACUCCGUACUGGAUGGCGCCCGAAGUCGUCACCCGAAAGGAAUAUGGCCGAAAAGUCGACAUCUGGUCUCUCGGCAUCAUGGCUAUCGAGAUGAUUGAAGGAGAACCCCCCUACCUCAACGAAAGCCCACUCCGUGCACUCUGGCUCAUCGCAACCAAUGGCACACCUACCAUCAAGGAGGAGCAUUCGCUGUCGUCCGUCUUCCGCGACUUCUUGCACUUUUCUCUCAAAGUCGAUCCCGAUAAGCGGGCUAGCGCUCAUGAUCUACUUACCCACCCCUUCAUACAAACAGCUGAACCGCUCAACACGCUUGCUCCGCUAGUCUUGGCUGCCAGAAAAGCCAGGGCGGAAGAGAGACGCAAGAAAGGUGGCCCAGAGGCGCUGCAAUGUCAUGACAUCGAUCUCCCAACAGGGAGCGCAACUAUUUCGUACACCGAAUGGUAUCAUAAUGUCGAUGAGUUGUAG